GCGUUGUCGACAAGAGAGAGCAAAAAGCGACUAGUCCCCUUCAGAGCAGCUCAUUUAGUGUGUGAUCGUCAAGGAGUACAGUCUCGGCGUUCUUUGAUUGUUGCCCGUUUGUGUCUUCUUUCUGUGCUUUGAGGAGAAAAAAGCAGCAGAAGAACAGAAAAAAAGGAGUGAAGUGUGAAAAACAGACAAGUUUUAAAACUCGAAUUUAAGAGCAGCCCUCGCCGAAGUUUCUCUGUUAAUUUGUUAAGAAACAAAAAAAACCUUUCACCAUGAGAGAAAUCGUCCACAUCCAAGCCGGUCAGUGCGGAAACCAAAUUGGAGCUAAGUUUUGGGAAAUCAUCUCCGACGAACAUGGAAUCGACGCCACCGGAGCCUACCAUGGUGACUCAGACCUGCAGCUGGAACGCAUCAACGUGUACUACAAUGAAGCCUCCGGCGGCAAAUACGUGCCACGUGCCGUGCUAGUCGAUUUGGAACCCGGUACCAUGGACUCCGUCCGCUCGGGGCCAUUCGGACAGAUCUUUCGCCCGGACAACUUCGUCUUCGGACAGUCCGGUGCCGGUAACAACUGGGCCAAGGGACACUACACCGAGGGUGCCGAACUGGUCGAUUCAGUGUUGGACGUUGUCCGCAAAGAAGCCGAAUCGUGCGACUGCCUGCAAGGAUUCCAGCUGACCCACUCGCUCGGAGGUGGUACCGGCUCCGGUAUGGGCACACUGUUGAUCUCGAAAAUCCGCGAAGAAUACCCCGACAGAAUCAUGAACACAUACUCAGUUGUCCCCUCGCCAAAAGUAUCAGACACCGUCGUAGAACCGUACAACGCCACCCUCUCAGUGCACCAGCUGGUCGAAAACACCGACGAGACGUACUGUAUCGACAAUGAAGCCCUGUAUGAUAUCUGCUUCCGCACCCUGAAGCUCACAACCCCAACCUACGGUGAUCUGAACCAUCUCGUGUCACUGACCAUGUCCGGAGUUACCACCUGCCUGCGUUUCCCUGGUCAAUUGAAUGCUGAUCUCCGAAAACUGGCUGUCAACAUGGUUCCAUUCCCACGUCUGCACUUCUUCAUGCCUGGAUUUGCCCCACUCACCUCCCGCGGAUCGCAACAGUACCGUGCCCUCACCGUCCCAGAACUGACCCAACAGAUGUUCGAUGCCAAGAACAUGAUGGCCGCCUGCGACCCACGACAUGGACGAUACCUGACAGUUGCCGCCGUUUUCCGAGGACGCAUGUCGAUGAAGGAAGUCGAUGAACAGAUGCUGAACAUCCAAAACAAGAACAGCAGCUACUUCGUUGAAUGGAUCCCCAACAACGUUAAGACCGCCGUCUGUGAUAUUCCUCCACGAGGACUGAAGAUGUCUGCCACCUUCAUCGGUAACUCGACCGCCAUCCAGGAACUGUUCAAGCGUAUCUCCGAACAAUUCACUGCUAUGUUCCGUCGUAAGGCUUUCUUGCAUUGGUACACUGGUGAGGGUAUGGAUGAGAUGGAAUUCACUGAAGCCGAAAGCAACAUGAACGAUCUGGUGUCCGAAUAUCAGCAAUACCAGGAAGCCACCGCCGACGAGGAUGCUGAAUUCGACGAAGAACAGGAAGCUGAAGUUGACGAAAACUAAACUAAUUGAGCUCUCACUCACACACACGAACCUGCCUCCCCUUCUAUACAAAUCUCCCCAUCCCCCUCAAAGGGAAACUCUACUCUCUCAUUCCAAAAAAAAAAAAACUUUCCUCUAUCUGCGCCACUUCUACUACUAAUCUCAAAAAGUACCAAUUCAGAGAGAAUGCAACGUUCUUUUUUCGAAAAGAAAAACGAAAAAGUAUCGAUCAGGAGAGAAUACAACAUCAUCAAGCGAAAACCACAAAACAACAGCAGAAAUGUGAAGAAAAAAAUGCAGCAGCAGUAACACCAACAAAACAGCCAGCGCAGCAAAACAAAAAAUCCUACAAAACAACUAAAAAAGAGUCGAAAAAAUAGCAAGAGAAAAGUCGCAAAAUUAGUAACCACUGCCAGCUCAGCAAAAAAGAAAAGAAUAAAAGUGAAGUAAUUUAAAAAAAAACGGAAAACAAACUAAAAUCAA
Messenger RNA from Aedes aegypti (yellow fever mosquito), 2075 nucleotides. Its product is annotated as tubulin beta-1 chain. Gene Ontology annotation, cellular component: microtubule; cytoplasm. Lineage: Eukaryota; Metazoa; Arthropoda; Insecta; Diptera; Culicidae. Gene Ontology annotation, biological process: mitotic cell cycle; microtubule cytoskeleton organization. Bases 270 to 1613 code for a protein of 447 amino acids. The record is from RefSeq and is a predicted model, not a curated record. The transcript has 2 exons. Gene Ontology annotation, molecular function: structural constituent of cytoskeleton; GTP binding; GTPase activity.